Messenger RNA from Brienomyrus brachyistius, 1482 nucleotides. Its product is annotated as interleukin-21-like. Gene Ontology annotation, cellular component: extracellular region. Gene Ontology annotation, biological process: immune response. The record is from RefSeq and is a predicted model, not a curated record. Bases 234 to 611 code for a protein of 125 amino acids. Gene Ontology annotation, molecular function: cytokine receptor binding. The transcript has 7 exons. NCBI's taxonomy places the organism in Eukaryota, Metazoa, Chordata, Actinopteri, Osteoglossiformes, Mormyridae.
UUACACGAUGUUUAUGUUACAUCAGGUAGGAGCUGGGCUAUGUGGGAGGACGCGGAGUAAAAAAAAAAAUGUUUAGAUAAACUUCAGGUACGGUACCUUCUUGAAUCAGGAAAUAGUUGAUUAAAACUGAAAAGGGAACUUGCAGCUUUUCAUGCUUUUCCUGCCCGGUGUGCAGAAAGUUUGUUUCGCUCGGGCGCACCCCACGCCCAAAAAAUUACGUGACCUGCGCCUCAAUGGAGAACAAAUUAAUGAGGUUCAAAGUAGACGAAGUUCUUAAGGAUCUCAACCGGUUGAAGAAGGUACAACAGGACACAAGUUUGAUGCUGAACAUUCCAAGUGAUUAUGAAGAAAACUGCUCUCUGUCUGCAUUGGACUGCUUCGGGAAGAACCUGACACUUCUGCAAGGCUCACAAACACUCAUCAGUAAAAUCAGUACCAGCCUUAAGAGUAAACUGAUCGUGAAGGCUGUCAAUUCCAGGCACAAAAAAGAUGGGAAGGUUGCUAAUUGCCUGGCCUGUGGCUCUUACCCAAAGAAUGACAGCAAGAAGUUUCUAGAAGAGCUUGGAUCAGUGCUGCAAAAAGCAAAUUCCCGGUUGAUGGAGACAUCCUGAACCGUCUAAGAAGGAUGAUGUCUGACACUACCACGAGACCCCUGGACACAGUUGUCAUCUCCAGUGCUAUUUAUUUAUUAUUUAUUUAUAAAAGGCAUAUAUAGUCGUUUUUAAGCUAAGUUGCAAUUUAAAAUAAUGUUUCUAGGGCAGACGAUAAGGAAAGAUUCUUCAAUUGGUCUCAAAGAUAAUACGGUCUUACGUCGAAUUACGCCUGAUCCAGUAGGACGUUAGCGGGUGUGCUGCUUAGAGUAACAGGUGCGGGAGAACGGGCAGCAUUGCCAGCCGGAUACUGUAACGGCUAACUCUCCAUAUCUAACUUGUAAUUCAGCAUGCGUACAUUAAUGUAUUCGUGAUGGACAGCUAUAAUAUCGAGAUUGCUGAAAUUGCCCAAAUUGAUAUGAAUCCGGUGAUCUAGGUCACAAAUAAGAACAGAAGUCGACGAAAGGCUGUAUUCACAACAGUUCAAUACAUUCACGUAUUGAAGGAAGUGCAUGCAUAGUAAAAUAAUAAAAGACGCAAAUUACGGAUAAACGUUUACAUUUAAAAGUCCAUUUAACUUUUAUAGAUACAGAAAUGAUCAGCUCUGCAAAUAAGUUACAUCGUUGUAUAGCUUCAGCAUCAUUUAUUGUCUGGAUUCCUGAGCUCAUUUUGCUAUAAGAUGCUUUAGUGCCAUCUACAGGUCACUGUGCUCCUUUGCACAGCCUAGACCAGUGGCCUACCACUUCCGCCUUAACGCGUGUCAUUUUACUUACAGUAUUAAGUUAUUUAUUGUCGUGGAACUGUUUUCUUUUGACAAGUAUGUGCUUCAAAACAGUUUCUCAAGAGUUAUUUAUUGAAAAAUGUCUCAUACUGAGAUAUGUUGUUUGUAUCA